Molecule: messenger RNA, 3323 nt
Organism: Ipomoea nil (Japanese morning glory)
Lineage: Eukaryota; Viridiplantae; Streptophyta; Magnoliopsida; Solanales; Convolvulaceae
Product: protein FAR1-RELATED SEQUENCE 3
Exons: 6
Coding region: 411-3017 (868 amino acids)
Biological process (GO): regulation of DNA-templated transcription
Molecular function (GO): zinc ion binding
Source: RefSeq, a predicted model, not a curated record
AGUACAAGUUUUUUGGUUUCCCUCUCGACUCACAUGCGCCGUCCGUUCGCGAUCCGACGGCCAGGAAUCUGCGUCCACUUGGGGUUAUUGGGCAUCUACGCGACACCCACUCACUUCUCUCUCCCUUUCUCUCUCUUCCCGCUUUCCUUCUCCUUCUCCGCCACACUGCAAAACUUCUCCGGUGCCCUAACACCGCAACCGCCGGGACGACGUCGUCUCGCUGGUUGAAAGCCGAAAGCUUCGAGCUCCAGUCUCCAAUACACAAUUCUGCUCUCCUCCAAUCCAUGGCCGAUUCCAGGGUUUGCUUUGGGUAUGGAUGAUCUCCUCUAGGAGGUGCAGCAGAGUCCUACACUCCUACAUAGUGUCUAUUUCUAUGUAAUGUUUUCCUAAGGUGGUUAUCUUAUCCCAAUAUGGACGUUGAAGUGAUUGAUGUGGAAGAAGGAAACAUGGGCCAGCAUGGUGGUGUAACAGAUGACGGAGAUGAUGAACUCAGUGAGAGCUCCACUCAGGAUGUGAAUAGGGCAGUCGAACCACAUCUGGGAAUGGAAUUCCAUUCUGAAGAUGCAGCUAAGACUUUCUAUGAUGAGUACGGUAAGCGAAUGGGCUUUAGAACUCGUGUUAGCCAUUUUGGUCGAUUAAAGGCAGAUGUGAGUUCUACUUUCCGGGAUUUCUUAUGUGCCAGGGAUGGUUUGAAAAAAAGAACCGGGGAAACCUGUGGUGCUAUGCUUAGAAUAGAGCUAAAGGGUAAAAACAAAUGGGUUGUGACAAAAUUUCUGAGGGAUCACAGCCAUUCCAUUGAGAGUCCCAAUAAUGUGCAUUACCUGAGAGCACACAGGCAUACGGCUAUGACAACAAAGGUUGCCACUGAAAACAGCCUGGCAGCAGGUCUCGUUCCUAGUGGUGUAAUGUAUGUUUCAGUGGAUGGGAGUCAUGCUCCCAUAGAGAUGAAUCAUGGAGUGAAGAAUUGUCGCACUGCAGAUUCAGAUAGAUUAACUAAAAACAGUACAACUCUAAUGUAUGCUCCCAAACAGUACAAUCAGAGAAGAACACUGGGGAGAGAUGCUCAUGGCCUUCUUGAUUAUUUCAAGAAAAUGCAGGCUGAGAAUCCUGGAUUUUACUAUGCAAUACAACUUGAUGAGGAUAAUCGCAUGGCUAAUGUAUUUUGGGCUGAUUCAAGGUCCAGAAAUGCAUAUAGUCAUUUUGGUGAUGCUGUCACAUUGGAUACAACAUACCGAGUGAAGCAUUGUAAAGUGCCAUUUGCUCCAUUCACAGGAGUGAACCAUCAUGGUCAAUUGAUUUUGUUUGGCUGUGCUUUACUUCUAGAUGAAUCUGAGGCCACAUUUGUUUGGCUAUUUAAGACAUUUCUUGCUGCCAUGAACAACCAUGCCCCCAUCUCAUUAACUACCGACCAGGACAGAGCCAUACAAUCUGCAGUAGCUCAAGUAUUUCCUGAAACAUGCCAUUGUAUAAACAAAUGGGAUGUAUUAAGACAAGGACAAGAGAGAAUGGCUCCUGUAUGCAUUAUGCACCCUAAUUUCCAGGUCGAACUAUAUAAUUGUAUAAAUAUGACUGAGACUGUUGAGGAAUUUGAAUUAUGCUGGGAUUCAAUCCUUCGAAAAUAUGACCUUCAGAAGAACGAUUGGCUACAUUCAAUAUAUAAUGUACGCCAACGGUGGGCUCCUGUUUAUUUUCGUGCUUCUUUCUUUGCAGCCAUUGCUUCCAAUCAGGGAUCAGAGAGCUCAUUCUUUGACGGCUAUGUGAACCAACAAACCACCUUGCCUAUAUUCAUUCGGCAGUAUGAAGCAGCUUUAGAAAAUUCAUUUGAAAAGGAAAUAGAGUCAGAUUUUGAAACAAUAUGUACCACUCCAGUGCUGAGGACACCAUCGCCGAUGGAGAAACAGGCAGCUAAUUUAUAUACAAGAUGGAUUUUCUCAAAAUUUCAAGUGGAAUUAGUGGAAACAUUUGUCUACACUGCAAAUAUGAUUGAUGGAGAUGGGACUGUUAGCAUGUACAGAGUUGCAAAAUUUGAAGAUGACAGCAAAGCCUACAUUGUCUCAUUGAAUUGCUCUGAAAUGAAAGCAAAAUGUAGUUGCCAGAUGUUUGAAUAUUCUGGUAUCCUUUGUAGGCACAUACUGACAGUUUUUACCGUGACAAACGUACUAACAUUGCCAUCUCAUUACAUCUUGAAGCGGUGGACAAGAAAUGCAAAAAGUGUUGUUGGAUCAGAUGAAUGUGGAGAACGACAUAGUAAUGAAUCAAUGUUAGCUCGAUACAAUAGCCUAUGCAGGGAAGCCAUAAGGUAUGCAGAAGAAGGGGCUUUAGCUCCAGAAACAUACAAUGUGGCUUUGAGUGCUCUUAAAGAAGCAAAGAAGAAGGUUUCUGCUGCAAAGAAAAAUGUUGCUAGAGUCAUACCUCCCAACUCACAGGUCAGUGGUGUUUAUGAUGAUCGGAGGUCAUCCGGUUCUGCUCCGGAUAUGAACCCUAUACUGUGGCCUUGCCAGGAUGAAAUGAUGAAACACUUUAAUCUCAAUGUUUGCGUUCCUACUAAACCUGUCACUGAUCUCAACAUUCCUCGCAUGGCCCCUGUUUCCGUUCACCGUGAUGAUGGUCACACGGAUAACAUGGUGAGCCUUCCUUGUCUUAAGUCAAUGACUUGGGUGAUGGAGAACAAAAGUUCAACACCUGCGAAUAGAGUAGCUGUUAUCAAUCUCAAGUUGCAAGAUUAUAGCAGGUCUACUCCACAAGAAUCAGAGGUUAAGUUUCAACUGUCCAAGAUCACUCUGGAGCCCAUGUUGAAAUCUAUGGCUUAUAUCAGUGAGCAGCUCUCUACUGCCAAUAGGGUUGCUGUUAUCAAUUUGAAGGAUACAGAAACAACUUCAGGAGAAUCAGAGGUGAAAUUUCAGGUGUCUAGAGAUACUUUAGGUGCAAUGUUGAGGUCCAUGGCUUAUAUCCGUGAGCAGCUCUCGAAUACAGUUGAACCCCAAGUCGAGACUCCAAGUAAGAAACAAAGGAAGUAGAGAUUGCAUCUUCUUAUCCACAUUCAGGCUCGUGACAACAACCACAUCUCGAAGUGGAACAGAUGGGUGUUGUCUUCUUGUUAAAUACUUGCUCCAUAUACAGUGAGGUUGAGUAGUGUAAGCUUUCUGUGUAGCUACUGGUAGGUUAGUUCCUCUUUGCUUUUUGUCUCCAUUUAUAUGCUCUCCUCUUCACAUUUUUGUACAUGUAAUUUUUGAAAGCUAGGAAUGGAAGAUCAGGUCUUUUCUUAUGUAUGUGGCUGAUCAUUCUAACACUAAAUUACUUAGUGAAAUGUGUAUCUUUUAGGG